Messenger RNA from Zophobas morio, 1493 nucleotides. It is a transcript of the gene Septin4, whose product is annotated as Septin 4. NCBI's taxonomy places the organism in Eukaryota, Metazoa, Arthropoda, Insecta, Coleoptera, Tenebrionidae. Gene Ontology annotation, biological process: regulation of exocytosis; cytoskeleton-dependent cytokinesis; intracellular protein localization. Gene Ontology annotation, molecular function: GTPase activity; molecular adaptor activity; GTP binding. Gene Ontology annotation, cellular component: septin ring; microtubule cytoskeleton; synaptic vesicle. The transcript is spliced from 5 exons. Bases 278 to 1339 code for a protein of 353 amino acids. The record is from RefSeq and is a predicted model, not a curated record.
GGUAUACGUUGGCAAACCCAUUUUGCGCAGGACUGCAAGCUGCGCAUUCAUGUGCCCCUCCAAAUAUUUUGGCUCAUACUGCGCUAACUACGAGGGUGUGAAAUUGAAAAAGAGCGCGAGAGCAGUAUUAUUGAUCGACCACUGUAGGGCGAUGUACACAGUAUAUUUUUAAUCUUACAAAAAAAUAUUAAUUUUUCUCAUCAGAACAGUGUCAACGUGUUUAAAAUAUCGCACUAUGGGAUUACAAGUGUUGCAAUAGAUAUUAGUGUAAUUCAAGAUGUCAGACAAAGGUGAUCGUGAUUAUAUUGGAUUUGCAACACUCCCAGAUCAAGUACACCGUAAAUCAGUAAAAAGGGGCUUUGAUUUUACUCUUAUGGUGGUGGGCGAAUCCGGCCUAGGCAAAUCAACGCUUAUCAAUAGUCUUUUUCUCGAUGAUCUGUACAAAAAUCGUAAAGUUCCCGACGUCAGCGAACGUAUUCAAAAAACUACAACCAUAGAGAAAAAAACUAUGGAGAUCGAAGAACGAGGAGUGAAACUUCGAUUAACGGUGAUUGAUACUCCCGGCUUUGGCGAUGCCGUCAACUGUGAGGACAGUUGGAAAGUUUGCACAAAUUACAUUGACGAUCAAUUCCGGCAGUAUUUCACUGAUGAAAGUGGACUGAAUCGACGAAAUAUUCAGGAUAAUCGGGUACAUUGCUGCUUAUAUUUUGUGCCACCAUGGGGUCAUAGUUUAAGACAAAUGGAUCUCGAAUUGAUGAAAAGACUACAUCAAAAAGUUAAUAUUGUAGUAGUCAUUGCUAAAGCAGAUUGUCUAACUACAUGUGAAAUAACUAAAUUAAAACAGAAUAUAAUCAACGACAUAAGGGAACAUCAGAUUCAGAUGUACGAAUUUCCUGAAUGCGACAGUGAUGAAGAUGAAGAAUUUAAGCAGCAAGACCGAGAGUUAAAAGCUAGCGUACCCUUCGCUGUGGUUGGUAGUAAUACCACUUUAGAAGUUGCUGGUAGAAAAGUAAGAGGAAGACAAUAUCCAUGGGGAGUUGUUGAUGUUGAAAAUCCCAAGCACAGCGACUUUAUAAAAUUGAGAACUAUGUUAAUUUCUACACAUAUGCAAGAUCUUAAGGAUGUAACUGAAGACGUCCAUUAUGAAAAUUUCAGGGCACAGUGUAUUUCGCAAAUAUCUCAACAUGCAAGAGAGAGAGGAAAACUGAAAAGAGAUUCUGCACCUUAUGACUCUGACUGUUCAGAAACCGAUCGCCUGUUGCUUCAAAAAGACCAAGAGAUUCGCCGAAUGCAGGAGAUGUUAAACCAAAUGCAAGAAAAACUUAAGGGCAACGCCUAAUAAAUAAACAAGUACUGCAGUAUUAUUGAUAUUUACAAAGCCAUUAGAUAUGUCACGUUAAUGUUGUGUCUACCAAAGAUUUAGUUCAAAUUUUUUUAUAUUUAUAAACGAUUUAUAUUAUUUUAUAUGUUAUCUAAAUAAACUUUUUAUUGUA